AUGUCUAUAUUUGAUCAGAAUUAAGACCCUUUAUAAAGCCCUCAUAUAGCUAAUUCUUUGAUUCUGGUAAGUAAAAGAAAUCUUCACAAUGAGGAUGAUGAAUUUUUGACGAAUUUUAAAACCAAACAAUCUUAAUUUAAUAUGCUAGAAAAAAUAAAGAUUUCUCAUGAUGCGAGUGAAUAAAGCAUUGCUUCUUAAAAUGAUUCUGAUGAUUUUAAUAAUUAAUAAGGAUUUAAAAAUAGGAUUUGGAAAGAGAGAGCACUUAAUAUAAUAGUUCUUGUUGCCCGGUUCGUAACUUACCUAUUAACUAAUUCUGACAAAUUUAAGCUGAGAUAUUUGGAUCAUAGACAAUUUAAAGUGAUUGGAGAUAAAGCUGCUGAUUUUAAUUUUUAUUUAACAAAUAAAUUGAUAAGAGCUAGGGAAAAAGAAGGAUCAUGGGUUAUUAAUUAAUACUAUAAUAGUUAGCAUUUUAAACAAAAAUAAAAAUGUACAUAAAUUUUUUGAGUAUUUUUUCUUCGAUUAUUAGACCAAUAAAACCAGAUAAUUUAUUAAAAUUAUAUUGGGAUGUUGUGGUAUUUCUUAUUCUUUUAAUCAAUUUAUUAUAUAUUCCACUUAAGAUCUCAUUUGAUAUAACAGUGGUUGAUGGAGUAGAUUAUUUCUUAGAUACUCUACCUUAAUAUGUAUUUGUGUUUGAAAUUUUAUUGAAUUUUAAUGUUGCAUAUUAUUCAAGAGGUGUGCUUGUUUUGAAUAGAGGAUAAAUUUUUAAACAUUAUUUAAAAGGAAAAUUUAUUUUAGAUUUUAUAGUUAUAAUUCCAUUUAUGAUUGGUCGAUAAAAUAUUCCUUAUAUAGAAUUUGUGUUAUUAUUUAGAGUUUCAAGAGUAAAAAUAUAUAGUAAGUAUUAAGGUUAUGCAUAUUUUCGAGAAUAUAGUUGAGACUCUUAAUUUAAGAGUUAACUUUGCAUCUGCAGUAGAUAUUAUAUCACUUUUGUCUACAUUUUUAUUUGCAUCUCAUAUAAUAGCUUGUUUUUGGCAUUUUAUUGCUAUUUAAGAAUAAGAGUUUGAAACUAAAACUUGGAUAUAGAGAGCCUAAUUAUAAGAUGAAAAUUGGCAGGCUCGUUAUAUUACUAGUUUUUAUUGGGCAUGUAUCACAACUUUAACAAUAGGAUAUGGAGAUAUUAUACCUGUAAUAUUUUAAAUCAUUUUAGGUUACAAAAUAUGAAUAAAUUUUUGUUAUUUUUGUUACAUUAUUGAGUUCAAUAAUAUUUGGUUAUACUAUUUCAAGUAUAGGAUCUAUUUUUGCUCAAAUGAGUGAGAAUAAAAACUAUCUUAGAGAUAGAAUGACUAUGAUUGACUCGUUUAUUAAAAAAAGAGGAUUAAACAAGGAUUUAUAAGUUAAAGUAAAAAAGUUUUUUGAAUAUUACCUUAAAUAAGAAAGAGAUACAGAAUCAGAAUGUGAAAAAUUAAUGAUACAUCUAUCAGGAAAUCUCAACAAAGAAGUUAAAAUAGAUUUUUAUAAAAAUUUAUUAUAGAAUUCUAAAUUAAUUAGAUAAAACUUUUCUUAAUAAUUUAUUGAAAAAUUAUGUAUUUUAGUUAAAGAGUAAACCUUUGUACCAGAGGAAAUCAUUUCAAUUCAAGGGUAAUAUAUACAUCAUUAGUAGAUAAAAAGUCGAUCGAAUCUACUUUAUCCUUAAAGGGGAGGUAGAAGCAUAUAUUAGCAAUAAUAAAAUUAUUAAAGUAUAUCCAAAAAAUUAAGCUAUUGAUGAAAAAUCAUUCAUUUCUUAACAUCCCGCCUAAUUUUCAACCAGAGCUGUAAAGUUUUCUAAAUUGGCUUAUAUUACAUAUGAUGAUCUUUUAGAACUGUUAAAGUAUAAUCAAAAAGAUAGAGAACAUUUUUAUUAUGUAAAACAUUAGAUAGAAUUCAAUGGUAGAGUUAAAAUGGGAGGAUGUGAAUUAUGUCGUUAAAAUCAUACUUUUACUGAAUGUCCUUUUGUAUUCUAUACUCCUAAUUCUCUUAGAUUAUUUAAGAAAAAUGAUCAUGAUGAAAAAUAAAAAAGAAAAUUUUUCACUAGAUUGAAAAUGAAUGAAAAAAAUCAUAAUGUAAUGUAAAUUAAUUAUUAAUUAAUAGAACACUUUUGGUCAAUUGAGAAAUCUCUAAUCUUUAGUUUUUAAUUUUUGUGUAACUUAAGGUUAUUUCAAUGAAAUUGGACCUAAUUCUGAAUUUAUUAUCGCAAAUAAAUUUCAUAUGUAAUAAGAUUCUGCUUUAGAUGAUCAGGAAGCAAGUGAAUCAAACUCAUAAUUAGAAUCAGAUAAAAAAAUAAGUUCAUCGAAUCAAAUAUAAUAUAAACGAGAAUCAAAAAGAAAAGAAUCAGAUAUUAAUAAUAAUAAAGAUGAAAAGUCAAGGAGAUCUAAAAAAAGGCUAACUAAAAUUUCUAUAUAAAAAAAUAAUUAAUACAAAAAUUAUGGAUCAUAAGAAAGAGAUUCUACUCCUUUAGAAAAAAAAAAUAAAUUCAGUGUUAAAAGAGGAACAUUGAUUAUAAAUCAAACUAAAAUGGACUAAAGUCAAAAAAUGGAAGAGGAACUAAAUUAAUUUUAAUCUUCUUAACCUUUAAGUUUAUAAUAAUAAUAAUCAUAACAAAUUUAACAAUAAUAAUAAUUAUAAUCUUAUUCUUCAGAAUAAUCGAAACCAUUUGAUAUAAAUUAAGUUUUAUUGAUUGAAAUCGAAAUUUCUAAAUUAAUGGCGUCUAAAGAAUGUAAUAUAGAUUCUUAAACCGAUAUGGAGUUUUAUGAUAUUGGAUUUAAUUUAGAAUAAGUAGUAGCUAAAUUAAAAAAAGCUAAGAAAAUUCCCAUAAAAUUAAAAAGAAGAAAGAUGAGAAAAUCGUUAGCACGCUCUUAAUCCAUUCACCAUAUAAGCCAAACAAAAUCUUGA
Messenger RNA from Paramecium sonneborni, 2925 nucleotides. NCBI's taxonomy places the organism in Eukaryota, Ciliophora, Oligohymenophorea, Peniculida, Parameciidae. The record is from the annotation of a GenBank genome assembly.